UUGUUUCGGCUCCUCCGUGGGAGCAGCGCAAAAGUUUGUCAUUUUGGAUAUUACUGUCCAAAGUUUCGAGUCAUCUAUCUAGCUCCCCUUACCACCUCCAGUCGUUCUCGGGUCGCUCCCCAGCCACCAGUGCUCUCACGUCCUGCAGCCGGAACCCUGGCCGGCACAGGGCGUCAAAAUGCCCGAGGAUAAGGCCCUUUCCAAGUCAGAGGCAAGGGAGGAUGGCAGCAGCCCAAAUGAGUCCGAGUCAUCAGAAGAAGAAAUCUGCGAUCAGGCCCCGCUGCCUUCACAAAAUGAUCAGACCUGUCAAAUGAAAAUGAACGCAUCGCGGAAGAUAUCUUUGCUCGAAUUUAGGUGCAGAGUUGAAGAUGCAAUUCUUGGCAAUUGCAUUUUUGGGGCCAAAGGAAAUGCUAGAACCAAAGAGAAGUCGAAUAAGGACAUUACCUUAUGGGGCGUUCCCUUGUUACCCAGUAAAGGUCACGAGGCCACGGACAUUGUCCUAAUGAAAUUCUUGAAAGCUAAAGAUUACAAGGUCUCUGACGCGUUUGCCAUGCUUUGCAAGAUGAUGAAAUGGAGAAGGGAUUUUAAAGUGGAUGGAAUUCUUGAAGAAAACCUGUGUCCUAAGCUGCAAAAUAUGUGGCGAAUAGAAGGUGUGGACAAGGAAGGCCGCCCCAUAUGUUACCUAACUUCCAAGGAUUUUUCCGACAGGGAAAUGAACAAGAAACUUUUGAGGGCAGAUGGGAAAUUAGAGGAGUUGCUUAGGUGGAGGAUUCAGUGUAUUGAAAAGGGAAUCCAACUGCUUAAUUUUAGUCCCGGAGGGGCAAACUCUAUUCUUCAGAUUACAGAUCUCAAGAACGCACCAGGACAAAGCAUCAAAGAAAUGCGGUGGUUUUGCAAUAAAAUGAUAAAGUUGAUUCAUGAAUAUUACCCUGGGAUCAUGCACAAGAACUUAAUCAUAAACCUUCCACUCUGGUACUGUGCGGUCAACGCUUUACAUCUCAGGCAAAUCACAGCAAAGAGCAAGAACAAGUUUAUCUUUGUCAGGUCUGCGAAAGUCACAAGUACUCUUCUCAAGUAUAUCAACCCAGAGAGCUUACUAGUUCAAUAUGGUGGCCUGAAGAGAGAGAAUGACAUCGAGUUUUCAGCCCUUGACAAAGUUUUAGAGCUGAACGUCCCAGCAAAUACGUAUGAGCAUAUUCAGAUUCCAGUAAACGAGGCUGAAAGGAUAGUAACUUGGGAUGUGGCCAUCACAGGUCAUGAUGCUACCUACAAAGAAGAAUUCAUCCCAAUCGAUGAUUGUUCAUACAAGGUAUUGCUUCAAAAGGAGAAGAAAAUGGGAGAGGUUGUUAGGAAUUCUUUUUACAUCAGAGAACCAGGGAACAUAGUAAUUACCAUUGCAAACGGGACAUUCAAGAAGAAAAAGGUUUUUUAUAGGUACAACAGUAAACCCUGUCAGCCCUUGUAUAAGCUCACAACAUGAGCGUAUAUUUCUUGCUUGUACAUCUCUCUCUCUCUCUCUCUUUUCAUCCCUUUCCGAUUUGUGUGUGUGUAUAUAUAUAAAUAUAUUCGUCUAAAUCCUUAUUACUUUCAACAAUUGAUGAUGAAUUAAACUUAUG
Molecule: messenger RNA, 1616 nt
Organism: Coffea arabica (coffee)
Lineage: Eukaryota; Viridiplantae; Streptophyta; Magnoliopsida; Gentianales; Rubiaceae
Product: patellin-4
Molecular function (GO): lipid binding
Source: RefSeq, a predicted model, not a curated record